Ornithodoros turicata is the source of this 726-nucleotide messenger RNA. RefSeq lists its product as uncharacterized. Lineage: Eukaryota; Metazoa; Arthropoda; Arachnida; Ixodida; Argasidae. Bases 1 to 726 code for a protein of 241 amino acids. The transcript has a single exon. The record is from RefSeq and is a predicted model, not a curated record.
AUGGCGUGCGUGUUAUCAGCGAGAUUGUACUCCUACUUGCAACGUCAUCUAGAAGUCCGUCUAGAAGAAGUGGCCUUCUGGUCAGACUCGACAAUCGCUAUCCACUGGAUCAACAGCGAGCCAAGCAGGUGGAAAACGUUUGUACGAAACCGUGUGGAAGAUAUUCAACUACACACGGAUGCUGCUCAGUGGCGACAUUGUUCCGGGAACGAGAACCCUGCAGACUUAGUAACGAGAGGAGUAUCCGCGACGAACCUGGUUUCCAGUACCCUGUGGUGGAACGGGCCGGAGUGGAUAAGGAAAUCGAACUGGCCUCGAGGAAAAACGGAUGGUAUGCAGUAUCAGAGUACUGAAGAGGAGGCCCUGAAGAAAACAGGGGUCCUUCAGACGCAAGUCAGUGAAACGACAAGCAGCGCUUUGCUAGACGUAGAGUCGUAUAGCAGUCUUCACCGACUCCUAAGAGUGACAGCCUGGAUUCUGCGCUGUGUCAGAAAUUCGAGGCCAGGGUAUCGAACGUCAGGUCCCAUCACCGUUAUGGAACUAGCCGAGGCUGGGAAGCACUGGACAAAACACGUACAGGGAGAAUGUUUUGCGACAGAAAUUAAGUGCACCCUGGAGAACCGGAAGCUACCGGCAAAUUCCACCCUGCGCACGGUGACCCUGUUCAUCGACAAGAAGGGACUGCUCAGAAUCAACGACCGAGAGCAGUUCAGUGGGAAAGGGUAG